Molecule: messenger RNA, 1203 nt
Organism: Zingiber officinale
Lineage: Eukaryota; Viridiplantae; Streptophyta; Magnoliopsida; Zingiberales; Zingiberaceae
Product: BAG family molecular chaperone regulator 4-like
Exons: 4
Coding region: 132-944 (270 amino acids)
Biological process (GO): protein stabilization
Cellular component (GO): cytoplasm
Molecular function (GO): adenyl-nucleotide exchange factor activity; protein-folding chaperone binding
Source: RefSeq, a predicted model, not a curated record
GUCGAAAGCAGCCAUCUCCUGGCGAAUGCUUGUUGCCCUUUCGCCUUCUCCCGAUUCACGCACAUACCUGCUUUACUUUUAUAUCUCUCUCUAUUCUGGAACCUUCACAUCUUCCUUCUCUUCUGUAUCGAAUGAACGGCUCUAGCGCCACCGACGCCGCUGCGGCGGCGCAGGCCGAUGGCAGCGUGGGCAUAGCACCUGGGGAGCUUCACCCAGGAGGGAUACUGGUUCAGAAUCGAAGCGACGCGGUUUCCGGUCCCCGCGGCAACCUCGUUAAGAUCAAGGUUCUCCGUGGCACCCAACUCCUUGACGUCUCCGUCCCAGUCGAAUCCACCUUCGGGGAGCUGAAGAAGGUACUUGAGAAAGAGACUGGUCUGGAGCCGCACGAACAGCGGCUCUUAUUCCGGGGUAAAGAGAAGGAUGAUGAUGACUGCUUGCGCAUGGCCGGUAUCAAGGACAUGUCCAAGGUCGUGCUUUUAGAGGACCCUGUGAGCAAGGCGCGGAAGUUCGAGCAGAUGAAGCGGGAUCUGUAUAUGAAGAAGGCCUACGAUGCCAUCGCAGCUGUGAGAGCGGAAGUGGACAAGCUCGCCACCAAGGUGUCAGCUUUGGAGGCUGCCGUUCAUUCAAGCACGAAAGCUGAUGCUAAGGACUUUGCUGUUUUGACUGAGUUGCUCAUGAUGCAAUUGUUGAAACUGGACGGCAUUGAGGCUGAGGGCGAAGCCAAAAUGCAGAGGAAGUCAGAGGUUCGCCGUAUCCAGAACAUCGUGGAGACACUAGACUCGCUAAAAGCAUUAAAUUCUAACCCCUUCAUUGACAACAACAGUAGUGCUGUCUCUAUGACUACUUCAUGGGAGACAUUUGAUUCUGGGUCAGAAAACCUAAAUGCAUCUUUUCCGAACACAUCAUCCGCCAUGAUUACCAAUGAUUGGGAACAUUUUGACUAGCCUUUAAUGUGGAAACGAACAAAUUAUUCAUCGUUUUUGCUGGCUGAUACUUAUAAUGAUUGCAUGUUCAUGCACAUAGGACGGCAGCUUGACAGAGUUCUUUCGGAAGGCAUUGUAUACCAGGAAAAUAAAUCUGUUCACUCAUCACUGUCAAUAUGGUUAAUUCAGCUUAUAGAAUGCUUGAAUAUUGACACAAUUCGUGAAUACUCUUGAAAGUUUAUGAUUGUAUUUGUUCCAACAGCGAUCUGUGCCUGCUCAA